Messenger RNA from Perkinsus marinus ATCC 50983, 453 nucleotides. RefSeq names its product Cytochrome b5, putative. The record is from RefSeq and is a predicted model, not a curated record. Gene Ontology annotation, cellular component: intracellular membrane-bounded organelle; membrane. Bases 1 to 453 code for a protein of 150 amino acids. Gene Ontology annotation, molecular function: heme binding. The transcript is spliced from 4 exons. Lineage: Eukaryota; Perkinsozoa; Perkinsida; Perkinsidae.
AUGCCUAGGGUGGUGACUGCCCUCGAGUUGAGAGAUCACCGUGAGAAGGACAACUGCUGGAUGGCGAUACUCGGAAAAGUAUAUGAUAUCACCGAGUUCCUAUCGGAGCAUCCGGGUGGAUCGGCGAUUCUGCUGAGGAAUGCGGGUAAGGAUGCAACAAAAGAGUUUGAGAAAUUCCAUUCAGAAGAUAUGAUCGAGAGAGUUAUGCCUGAUUCUGCCCUUGUUGGUGUUUUUGAAGAAAUUGUUGACACUACAUCGUCAACGGCUGAGGAGGAAGUCCCUGUUGAGAGAUCUAUCAGUGAUAGUGAAGCUACGCUCGAUAUGAUGCUAAAUGCGAUGGAUUUCAAGGCAGUUGCUGAGAAAAAAGUAUCGGCUGAGGGAUGGGCAUAUCUUUACUCUGCUGCUGGUGAUGAAUUCUCCUACGCUGAAAAUGAAGAUGCAUUUUCCAGGUGA